AUGAAUCCAAAUGAAAGCUUUCUAUCUACGGUUUCGACUGCCAACCCAGGCGCACCGGUAAUGGCCCGAAUAGUGGCCAACGUGGUUGAUAUGCAACAGCACCUAGUAAAUCAGUAUCAGACAGUUGUCAGUUCGAUGGAAGCCCUGAAGACAGAGUUGCAUACUUGUACGCAGUCAUUGAGAGAGGACCUUAGGCGAACUGAUGACCGUGCUCAAAAGCAGGUAGACGAUUUGCGGGCAACUCACGCAAAUGAAGUGGAGCGUUUGAUGGAUUUGAUCAAGACUUUGCUGGUAAAAGACACUAGCGCAGCAGCACAUUCGCCUCCAAGGGUUGCUGAGCCGCCUCGUGUGACUCCAACACAACUUGCCUAUGCAAACGCCGCACCCGCUGGUAGCUUCUUUGGAGCUCCCGCAGGCGUACCUAAUGAUCUUACCGCUCACGCUCAAUAUAUGGCCUAUUAUAUGCAGCAGUUGCAGGAACAACAGAGAAUGCGAACUUUGGGUGCUCAAACAGGCGGAUUCUUUGGCAGUCAGCCUGGUAUUGGCAUGAGUGCAAUGGGGAUUCCUGCAGCU
Messenger RNA from Strongylus vulgaris, 573 nucleotides. Lineage: Eukaryota; Metazoa; Nematoda; Chromadorea; Rhabditida; Strongylidae. The record is from the annotation of a GenBank genome assembly.